Thermochaetoides thermophila DSM 1495 is the source of this 1104-nucleotide messenger RNA. RefSeq lists its product as uncharacterized. Gene Ontology annotation, biological process: retrograde vesicle-mediated transport, Golgi to endoplasmic reticulum. Bases 1 to 1104 code for a protein of 367 amino acids. Gene Ontology annotation, cellular component: endoplasmic reticulum; SNARE complex. Gene Ontology annotation, molecular function: SNAP receptor activity. The transcript is spliced from 2 exons. The record is from RefSeq and is a predicted model, not a curated record. Lineage: Eukaryota; Fungi; Ascomycota; Sordariomycetes; Sordariales; Chaetomiaceae.
AUGACUCGUUUAAUAGCAACCGUGACAGCACCUGCGCAACCAGCGGCAGCUAUCCGCCACGCCGACCCCUUGGCCGAUCUGACUUUGCUACUUUCCCGUCUGCAACGAACCAUCCUCCAUGCCGAUACCGUGCGCGAGGAGCGCUUGCGCAGGAGUGAGCUUGAGAGGGCCAAGGCUCGCGCGAACGUGAGGCAUGCCCGCGAGCUACUCACCCGCCUGGAGCAGGACUCCCUGUCGUCCUCUCCGAAUGUUAGUGUUGGUGUCGGGGUCAAACUUCCUGUCUCGGGCCCGAGAGGGGGUGUGCCGCAGGCCGAGUUAGCGCAGAAGAAGGAGUUAUUGGAGAGAGUAGAGGAGAGGCUGGCUGAUUUGGAGGAGAUGGCUGCUGCUGAGGCUGCGAAGGAGACGGAGUCUGGGGAGGAGAGUGAAGAAGGAGAGGAUUUGCUUGCUGGGGUUGUCGACAUAUCGAGCGAGGAAAAGGCUGAAGAGGGGCAAGAGGGGGAUGGUGAUGUCGAGGGGAGCCAAAAGACCGAGCAGGACGCCCCGACAGAGCCAACAGCAUCCCCAGCUAUGACAACAACAUACCCCACGACGACACCCCCAAUACCAACAGUAACACCCACACCAGCCCAAGCCCCAGCCCCAGCCCCGACCCCAACAACAACCACAACCUCUACCCUUCGUCCUCGUGGUGCACCCCCCGCUCCAACCGCCACCUCCACCUCCACGGCAACCUCCCUCCUCCCCAGCGCAUCCUCCCCCACAACUCAAGUAAUCCCCACCACAACCGAAGCAAUCCUCGACCACCACCGCGCCGAGCAGGACGCUCUCUCCGAGUCAAUCCUCUCCCUCGCCGCGCAGCUCAAAGCUCAAACUCAAGCGUUCAGCGCCUCACUUGAGGAGGAUAGGGAAGUGGUUGAGCGCGCGGGGAGGGAGAUGGCACGGACGGGGGAGAAGAUGGAUGGCGUGACACAGAAGAUGGGGACGUUGAGACGGUUAACGGAGGGGGAGGGGUUCUGGGGGCGGGUGAGGUUGUAUUGUAUGGUAUAUGGGUUGAUGAUUGUGUUGAUUUUGUUUGUGGGGGUUAUGCCUAAGUUGAGGUUUUGA